AUAAAACAUAGUACACAGUGGAUGAUGUCACCUCCUCUUAUUUAACGCAACGUUAGCACAGCAGCACAACAGUCCCAUCAGGCUUGAUGAAGAGCUGCACGUUCGAAAACCGCGAGGCGCCUUCGGCUGUAUGCGGUUGACACAAACAAAUAAAAAAAUUGUCACAUGAUUGUGCGGAAGUACGAGCAAUCUUAACAAGAUGGCAUCACACCAGGGAGAAGGCGACCAAGGAAAUUCUAAAGAUCAGAUACUGGAAGUAGGAGCUGUUUUGUUGAAAGAUUUCAUAUAUGAGCGGGUUCAGCGUCAUGGAGACAGCAGAACCACAGUGACCAGGGCACAGCUGGGUGGAGGAGAGCUGUGUGACCCAAACCACAAGAAGCUUGCCAUGUGCCUGCAGCAGAUAGGAGAUGAGCUGGAUGGCAAUGUAGAGCUCCAGAGGAUGAUAAACAACUCGGCACUCAGUCCCACAAAAGAUGUGUUUAUGAAAGUUGCCCUUGAGAUCUUCUCAGACGGGAAGUUCAACUGGGGCAGAGUGGUGGCGCUGUUCUACUUUGCCUGCCGACUCGUCAUCAAAGCUCUUUUGACCCAAGUUCCUGACAUCAUCAGAACAAUUAUCAGCUGGACCAUGGACUAUCUCCGGGAACAUUUGAUCAACUGGAUCAGGGAGCAAGGUGGCUGGGAGGGUAUUCGUUCCCACUUUGGCACACCCACAUGGCAGACGGUGGGUGUUUUCUUGGCCGGUGUUCUCACCACUGUUAUUGUCAUUCGCAAGUUGUGAGAGGUUUGUGAAGAGCAGACACAUCAAAGAUUGGAGGAGCUACGCCUGAGGGAAACUUGAACAAGAGCAACUGAUAUAAGUGCACCGUGAAGGAGCUGAAAACAUGUAUUUGGACACAAGGAGCCACUCUUUGUUUUUGCCUCCCUUUCACUCUCAAAGACUGGGAGUUGGACUGAAUGCGCUAACGUCGUACCCAUGAUCCCUUUGCCAGAGAGGAAGUGAGCGGUGCAUGAUAACAUGCAAUCUGGUGGUGGAGAGUUUGCUAGACUUGAACAGAGAAUGCAUUUUAAGUAAUUUAUUUUUUACUUGGUACAUAUAAAAAGAGUCACUGCAUUCUGUCCUCUGCCAUAAAAAUAUAUAUGGACUCAACAUUUUGGAAGUUUCCUUUUCUGCAUUAUUUUUGUUGUAGUUUUUAUUUUUUGUUCCACUCAGACUGCUUGUCCGACCUUCCCACUCUGUCCAUCCACUUCAUCACGGUGUCUGUUAUGCUAGAGAUUCCAUCUUCAUAUGUAUUUGUGAGUGUUCACUGCUGUAAAUCUGUAAUGAUCUGCCGGCAAUGAAUGGGCUGGAGGAUGGCCACUUUCCUUCAUGUUUAAAUAGCGUUUAAAAGAAAGUUCACCUACGAUAAUAUUUAGGCUCAAGCAACUUUAAAUAUUUUCUCCCCUUGAAUGCACAGUUUGACCUUUUCUCAGUGGACUAUCAAAUUGCCACAGCAGGAACCUAUGUACAAAGUUCUGUUUACAUUCUACAUGAAUCAUCACAUGCUAAAAAAAAGUCACCUGUUCCCAGCAACUAAAUCUAAAUUCUUAUCUCAUAUGCUGCCUUGGGGGCAUUUCGACCAGCUUUGUGACCUUAAUGUGGCUCCAGCUGAACACAAAAACAAACAAAAACCAAACCUGCCUAUUUUUGUAUAUGUUGUAAUGGAGCCACAUGUCAUGAAAUAACAUGCCCUGUGGUCUACAGAAGGUGUUGCACUGCAGACACAGAAAGCACUGGAUUGCUCACAGAUGCUUACCUCACUUCAAACAUGUUCAAAGUACUGUAUUUCUACGUGAGUAAUUCAGACUGCAAUCUUCUCUACGCAGUAAAUGGCUUUUUAUACAUUUUCCUUUGUUUGUCAGUGCCUUGGUGGGGUUUUUUUUCAUGUUUUGUUUUUUUUUUUUUUAACAACAAAAUCACUUUGAUAAUCUCAAUUUUUCACCUUUUUUCUAUCGCCUUUGUAAAGUUUAAAUUAGUUUCCAGUCUCCCUUGAAAAUCUUUUUGCAGUGACUUUGUAAGCUGUAAUAUUAAGAAUAAAUCUUUUACCUCUUA
Acanthopagrus latus (yellowfin seabream) is the source of this 2089-nucleotide messenger RNA. Its product is annotated as apoptosis regulator BAX-like. The transcript has 6 exons. Gene Ontology annotation, cellular component: mitochondrial outer membrane. Lineage: Eukaryota; Metazoa; Chordata; Actinopteri; Spariformes; Sparidae. Gene Ontology annotation, biological process: extrinsic apoptotic signaling pathway in absence of ligand; intrinsic apoptotic signaling pathway in response to DNA damage; release of cytochrome c from mitochondria. Gene Ontology annotation, molecular function: channel activity; protein heterodimerization activity; protein homodimerization activity. The record is from RefSeq and is a predicted model, not a curated record. The coding region runs from base 200 to 778 and encodes 192 amino acids.